CCUGGAGCCUUCAAGGAUAAAAAUAAUCUCCAUCAUAAACUGAAAAGGACUUAGAUAUGUGUGUUACUGGGAGGGCUGCGACCUAUGCACACCUAUUCCCCAUACCCACCCCAGGCUUAGGCUCCUGGCCUGUGCCCUGGGGGAUCUUCCCCUUGCAAGGAGGGGUGUGUUAGGAGCUUCUAGCAAAGGAGAGCUAAGUGACCUUCCGGGGAGCCCUUGGGCCUGUUCUUGUCUCUGCAGCUCAGUACCUGGAGUGGGCUUCACUCUCCCCCACCCUCUUUGAGCAACUGAAACUGUCCUGCAGGCCAGCCCCCCUGCGGUGGCCUCACCUACUCGGAGGUGAGUAGGCUCAGGCCUGAGCCUGAGCCUGUUUCCCACCUCUGCCUCAUCAGUGCUGUCACCAUCGAGCAUGGUUUCCUCCCUGGUCCUUUCCAGACCCCUUACUCCCCCCUCUGUGAACUUGCAGUUGGAAUAGGAUAGAGGACAAGGACAUCAGCAAAAACAUGAGCAACUCCCCAGGCUCCCUUUACCUCACUUUCUCCACCUGUGAACCUGUGGUAGCCCCUCUCUGAGUUUGCUGCAAGGGCCCAGUGAGCUUGCCAUAAUCAGACGCAGCAGACACGGGAAGCUCCUGCUCUGCCACCAUGCAGGGAUGGAAAAUCUGUCCACUGGAAUCCAGGGGAAGGGAUGGAAGAGGAAGAAAAACAAGCUUGGAGCAGUCCAACCGAGCUAGGGCCCUCCAUUCCCUCAGAGACACCCCACACCCACCCCACACACUGGGAUGAACCCUUGCAGAGGAACAAUUCAGAUGGUCACACAUUCCAGGACCCAAAUCCGUAAACACAAAGCAUGUCCGUCAGUGCCAGCACCUCCCCCCGGCGAAUCAAGCAGCUGUCCCAGAGGGCACAGGGUCUCUGCAGCCAUCUGCUUUCAUCAGGGCUGCAGCCCCCAGGCAGCAGUACUGGGAGCCCCUCUCAUCUCCGAGAAUAAACUCUGAAGCCAGCGACCCUGCGGACCUGAAUCAUCAGGGAGCCUGUCAGAGGAGGGGCAGUGACUCUGCGGGACAAGCAAGCAGGCUAUAUAAGUUUCAGAAGGCUGGGCUCCACUCAGAUCUUUUCCAGCAGCUGCUGCCUGCCAGAGAGGCGCCUUCAGAGACCCAGCGCUUACACAAUACCCACCAUGUCCCAGGCUGGUGCUCAGGAAGCCCCUAUCAAGAAGAAGCGCCCCCCUGUGAAGGAGGAGGACCUGAAGGGGGCCCGAGGAAACCUGACCAAGAACCAGGAAAUCAAGUCCAAGACCUACCAGGUCAUGCGAGAGUGUGAGCAAGCUGGCUCGGCCGCCCCGUCGGUGUUCAGCUGCACCCGCACAGGUACCGAGACUGUCUUUGAGAAGCCCAAAGCCGGACCCGCCAAGAGUGUCUUCGGCUGAGAAGUGUGCGCCACUCCCCUUGCUGCCCGAAGAAUGCUCGGAAACAGGAGCCUUUCCCAGGAACUCUUUUUUAUGCCAGAACACUUCCUCUCCCCUGCUGUCUCUGGGGCUGCCACCCUCCCCCACAGUCCAGGCCCUUCAGCCAAGGGCUCUGCACCAGCACCUUGGAAGCACCAAUAAAGAGGAUGCCCACGUGGCCCCAGCAA
Molecule: messenger RNA, 1634 nt
Organism: Pan troglodytes (chimpanzee)
Lineage: Eukaryota; Metazoa; Chordata; Mammalia; Primates; Hominidae
Gene: MUSTN1
Product: musculoskeletal, embryonic nuclear protein 1
Exons: 3
Coding region: 1180-1428 (82 amino acids)
Biological process (GO): chondrocyte differentiation; chondrocyte proliferation; tissue regeneration
Cellular component (GO): nucleus
Source: RefSeq, a predicted model, not a curated record